Molecule: messenger RNA, 1546 nt
Organism: Dichomitus squalens LYAD-421 SS1
Lineage: Eukaryota; Fungi; Basidiomycota; Agaricomycetes; Polyporales; Polyporaceae
Exons: 5
Coding region: 1287-1484 (65 amino acids)
Source: RefSeq, a predicted model, not a curated record
GCAGAGUCUGUUUGGGUGUAAGAAUAUAGGAAGCGGAGCGAUCGCAAGGAGGAGGCCCGGAUAGGGAUCCACGGAAGCGAAGAGGGGUUAGCAAGUGGUUCGACACGGAGGCAGCUCUGCAAGUUCGGUCGAUGUUUGCGUUUCCUGUUUCGUCUCGAUCUGUAUGCUACGGCUGAAUGGAUGUGCGUCGUGUCAGGCUGCGUCUCGUGUGGAUCAUCCGGAGUUUGGGAUACUCGACUGCGGGAUUGUAGCGCAGGAGAGCGGGUCUUGGUGGCAAUCUGUCGGAGGGAUCUCUAUCGCGCUAUCUGAGGCAUUCAAGAGUUGACUUUGCAGGGAGUGUCGAAUGCGUGCGCAUCCCGCUGCCCGCAGAUGCGACCUAUCUAUUGUGACGCGAGUGGCGCAGGCGGCGUCGUACGGGGAUAAUCGGAAGGUGCAUUAAGAGCCCAACGCGGCCCCUGUUGUCUUUCCCGCACCAUCGGAGAGAGAAGCGUAGCGCUGGCUCCCGGGCCCGCGAAACGUGAACCAAGCGAUCUCUUGGUAGCGCUGAUGGAUUCGGAGCCUUUGAUUUGGUACGUAAGUGUAGGGUGAAUAUCGUGCACGUAUAAUCAACGAGCUUAUCGGCAUUUACCACUUCCGAGUCCAAGGCCGUCUGCGUCCUCCAUAUCAUCCGUAAGUCCGCCGCCGCCGCCCUAGCAUAGAGUGUGGUCGUGCGGACAGCUUCAUCCCCUUGAGCUCGUUCGCGUGUCAGCCAGGGGGCAGGAUCAGAGACCUUGUAUGCGGUAGAGAUCUCCGGGAACGCCUCUGUUCGCCCAAACCGUGCGCAUUGUUCGACGUGAUCGGUUGUUAGUGUGCAGUUCAUGCUUGAACUCGCCGUAGGGACCAGAAGACUUGGGAUGGGCUCGACUGUCCAGAUGCGCUAUGUUGCUCUUCGGACGUAUGAACGCGGCGGGCGAGAUCCAUUUACUCCCCGUAUCUGAUAGGAGUGCUGCAGCCGUCCAGCUCAGCUUUGCGCUUAGGCUGGGGAGAUGAUUGUUACAAAAACCAUAGAUAGCGCGACGAGAAGUGGGAUGGGAGUCGACAUGUUGGGCGGCAAAAUGGAGGCAUCGCACAUAUUGUUCUCUUUCCCUGCUCACCAGAUUACUGCGCUCGCAUGUGCCACACUCAUGUAUCCGGUUACAGUCGCGCUUGUUCAGCCUUGUUUUGUGGCGGGCUCAGGACGGUCCGGGAUAGCUCGGCAGACGCAUGAGUGGUUGACAGACCUCGGAGAUCGGUAUGCCACGCGCACAAUGGGUAAAGUCUCGCUCCUCUCCCUCAUCCACAUCCACAUCUCGAUAAGGCAGACGCGCGUAGUGAGGAGAAGCGCAAGAAAAUGGGAUGAAACCACUGCCCGAAGACAGUGCACAAGCCAGGGUUCGCAGCCAGGAUGCAUGGAGAGCAAGGCCAACGUUGGCGAGCGCGCAUGCAGAGCUCGAGCGUGGAGAUGAGGCCAGGCGAGAGAGGAAAUCUAACAAGAGCGGAGACGUGAGAGCAGCGAGCGGAGCAGACC